AUGAAAAGAUGUGCAGAAGAAACGCCCACCAACCCAGGGCCGUCGAGUAAGAAGAUAGUUCCCAUACGACGCAAGGAACUCCCGAGCAAGGAACAGCUCAAGAAAGUGCUGGCCACGGCGGGCAGCAGCUCUAGACCUAGUGAGGUGAGGCGGGCAAGGUGGCAGGAGGGGGACCUGCUGUGGGCCAAGAUCAGGGGCUACCCCUUCUGGCCCUCCAUGGUGUCCAGGGACCCGUUCAGUAAUCUCUUCACCAAAUCUCUGGGUGAGUACAUCUUGCUAAUCUCUUCACCAAAUCUUUGGAGAGCAGAAACAGACCUCUAUUUAACCAGCAAGGAAAAAACCAUAAGAAAAUAUCAUGUUCAGUUCUUUGGUGUUCGUACUGAACGCAGCUGGGUGACUGAAGCUUCUGUCAUGGAAUUUGAAGGGAGAGAAAAGUUCCUGGAGAUUGUCAGGUUUGGUCUGGAAUCUCCUACAAAAAACUGCAGGAAAGUCAGUGACUUUAAGGUGAAUGAGAUGUGGCUCCACUCCUGGACAAUAGCAGUCAUUCAGGCAGAAAGUGCUGCAAAGCUGGAGAUUGAAGAAAGAAAGGAGAGAUACUUGUUCCAGUAUGUGAUGAUGACUGGCAAUGGCCAGCGUCCAGUCAGUCAGUUACUGGAGACCAUCUGGAAAAGGGCAUCCAACAACUCUAAAGGUUCAGGAAGUGAUGAUGAGGAUGAUAUUUACAGUGAACUAUACCAAGAGCGAAGACAAACACAGUGGUAUGAUUCCGAUGACCUCAUCAGUUCUGAUGAUAGUGCAGAUGAAAAAAAGCCCCCACGUCGUGCACCUGUUAAGAUCAAAGUCAGAGAGGGCACAUUUGAUGUAUUUUUAGCCAAGCAUGAGCGCUUUAUCCGCUUGAAACACCCUGACUGGCCCAGGGAAGACAUCAUUGAGUAUCUCAGUCAGCAGUGGGCUAUCAUGAAACCACACUAUAGAAGGAGGUACACAACCAGGCUUAAGAAGCCCAUUUACAUUGAAAGCAGGCAUCAGAAAAAACAGGUUAGUCUUUUAUUUGGGUCUGUUCAGAGGCUCGCUAUGGCCAGACUCCCUCUAGUCAGAGACUCCCUCUAG
Messenger RNA from Physella acuta, 1110 nucleotides. Its product is annotated as histone-lysine N-methyltransferase NSD2-like. Gene Ontology annotation, cellular component: nucleus. The record is from RefSeq and is a predicted model, not a curated record. NCBI's taxonomy places the organism in Eukaryota, Metazoa, Mollusca, Gastropoda, Physidae.